AUGCCCUCCGACUUUCUAACGCCUUUCCUGGAGCUGGACGAGGAGUUCUGCAAGAGUUUCCGCGGUUUGGAGGCGACUGAUGCUUCAUCCAGCAGCUCUCAGCGGCAGCGAGUUCUGGGCUUCCAGCGCCGCCACUCGCUCUGCCCCGUCACGCUGCCCAACUCCAAGUUCAACAGCGCCGAGCCGGGCUGCUGGGGGCUCAACAUGGCCGCCAGCCCGCCGUGGAGCCGCGAGGGCCAGCUGAGCUCGUCGCUGAGCCACAUCCCCUUCAGGGUCGACCGCUCGGUCAGCAUGAUCGAAGGCGUCCGGGAGGACAAGAUGGCCGACGUGUCCCCGCCGCCGCUGCUGCUGCCUCCACCGGGCCUCAGCAUCAGCAGCUCCUCUCUGUCCGCCGCCGCCAGACCACCACCGCCGCCGCCGCCACACAUCUCCACCCGCUACAAGACCGAGCUGUGCCGGACCUUCGAGGAGAGCGGCGCCUGUAAGUACGGCGCCAAGUGUCAGUUCGCUCACGGCCUGGACGAGCUGCGAGGCCUCAGCCGACACCCCAAGUACAAGACGGAGCGCUGCCGCACCUUCCACACCAUCGGCUUCUGCCCGUACGGCGCCCGCUGCCACUUCAUCCACAACGCCGACGAGCUCAACGCCGCCGCCGCCGCCGCCGCCGCCGCCGCCGGGCCUCAGAGGCCGAAGCUGAGGCCUCCUCUGCUCCGCCACAGCUUCAGCUUUGCCGGCUUCUCUUCGUCUCCUCAGACUUUCCAGCCGCUGGACGAGCCUUCGUCCCUGCUCUUCGCCCGGGCCUCCUCCGUCUCGCCUCCACCGUCCUCCUCGGGGAGUCCGGAGCUCCUCUCUCCUCUGUUUCCAGAACCGGGGGCCCUGAAGCACUGCUCCUACCCCUUCUCCGGUAUCAGCGACCUGGCGGGCGACAGCAGCGAUUCUCUUCGGUUCUACGCUGCGACCGACUCGCUCAGCAGCAGGUGUCCGAGCUCCAAACAGCAGAACCUCCAGUACCUGCCGCCCCAGCUGCCGAGCGGCCGGCCGGGCCUCCAGCGCUGCUCCUCGGCCGACUCGCUGUCCGAGGAGGGCUACACGUCCUCCUGCUCGCUCAGCUCGGCCUCCAGCGGCACCGAGUCGCCGAGCUUCGAGGGCCGCCGGCUGCCCAUCUUCAGCCGCCUGUCGGUGUCAGACGAGUAGGAGGUUCUACUGCAGACUGGACUCGCUCAGGAACAGACUGCUGUAACUCUGGACCCGGUGCUGCCCGGUCCAGAGGGGUAGAACUCCAGCUGUUCUGCUCCCUCCUGAGUCCAGCCCAGUAAAUAUCUUUGUGCAUAUUGCAUUUCUCAUCCAAGCAGCUGUAGCGCUGCUCAGUGUUCGUCCAGUUUUAGCCGACUUUUGGUUCUGUUGUGUUUCUAAGUUUGUUCUGUGAUGUUACUGCUGUAUACUGUUGUAUACCCGUUUAUAGAGAACAUGUGCAGCCCGGCGUUGGUUCUGAUGCCGGUUCUGGAGUUCUGUGUGAGAACUGUCUGCACCCUGGAGAAGAGGAAGGAUUUGAACUGUUUGUGCUGCUUUAUUUAUCAUCCAGAUCCUGUUGAUCCAACCGGACUUCUCUGUCGGGUUCUGGAAGACGUUUCACCUCCAGAACCCGACAGAAGUCCAGUUCAAGAACUUAACAAGAACCUAACGUAGAAGCUCCAGCAGGUUACGUUCUGCAGCCGUCAGCACUUCUCACAUUCAGGGUUGAAUAACUGUCUCUGAUUGAUUGAUUGAUUGAUUGAUUGAUUGAUUGAUUGAUUGAUUGAUUGAUUGAUUGAUUGAUUGAUUGGCUGUGGCCACUUGAUUGUAUUUGUUUUUACUGCACCAGUGUAGAGAACCCACUGACUCUAGCUACCAAAGUUCUUGCUAACCUGCUAGUUACCGUUAGCGUAGCCACGACUGCUAACAUGCCGAUCCUUGUGAUUAUAGAUUAACGCGUUAGUUUUAGAUUUAUUUAUUGCCUUUCGCUGGUUCUGUCAGUUUGCUUCGUGACUGUUUUAUGCAUUUUUCUGUGAUGCCGGAGAAAUUGUGAGGCUUUAUUAUGCAUCCGGCCGCUCGGUAGCUUUACGGCGGCCCGCUGGAGAGGAGAGGACAGGAGGAGGUAGAAACUUUGGCAUUCUGUAUUCAUGUUGCCUUACUGGCUAAAGGCCUGCAGGAAUCAGGACUCUCCUCUCCGGGACGCCUCGGCCUCCUCACCCCACUGACCUCAGCAGCUCUGGAGCUACUCAACCAACAAGAAGAACGAACUCUGUCGUAAAGUCUGCGUUUUGUUUCACGUGCGAUCAGGUCGAAGCUGUUUGAUGUUUCCGUCGGAGUCGCCUCCGACUCUGUUGCACGCUAGCUAGCUAGCUAACACUGAAAUCACUCGACUGAAAUCAGGCGAAACUUUGACUGUUUCUUUAUUUUUGGUCCUGAAGAUCUCGUCGACAUUUUUUUUGUAACUGUUGUUAACUUAAAGUCUUAUUUAUUUUGGGGUUUUUUAAAGCAGAACCUAUAUUGUGUUGUUUGGUGUGUUUUUCUUGUUUCACAUAAUUUAAGUGCAUCUAUUGUUUACAUUCCAGGUUAUGUUCAUAUCUUAGCUCUUUAUCUUAAUAUAUGUCCAUCUUUAUUUCCAAAUAAAGGUCUUUGAAAACAGCUCA
Stegastes partitus (bicolor damselfish) is the source of this 2672-nucleotide messenger RNA. Its product is annotated as zinc finger protein 36, C3H1 type-like 1. The record is from RefSeq and is a predicted model, not a curated record. NCBI's taxonomy places the organism in Eukaryota, Metazoa, Chordata, Actinopteri, Pomacentridae. The transcript is spliced from 2 exons. Gene Ontology annotation, molecular function: mRNA binding; metal ion binding. Bases 1 to 1194 code for a protein of 397 amino acids.